This is a messenger RNA of Hymenoscyphus albidus, 1436 nucleotides long. The record is from the annotation of a GenBank genome assembly. Lineage: Eukaryota; Fungi; Ascomycota; Leotiomycetes; Helotiales; Helotiaceae.
UGGGUCCAGGAUUUUCCAUGACCUGUCCGUAGUUGAUCAUGCAAGGUAUAUAACGAGACGACUCCAUCCUAUUCUACAAUCAAGCCCCCCAAAAAACAUUUCCAUUCUUUCCAGUGUUAUUGACUGACAUUUUUAAAACCCCACUUUCUUUACCCCCCCCCCAAAAAAACAGCUUAUUAAUUCAAAAUGUCGAUCGUCUCUACGCUCUCUAUUCUAGCUCUGGCAGCAUCAACCCUCGCUCAAAAAUGUCCUAUCAUUCUUGAAGGGCGAGUACCUGCAGCAUCAACACCAGCAACUUUUGAUACCCCGGAGAGCUUGUUUGACCCCAAGAACGUCAAGGGAGAAGGUAGGGUUUUCACAGAAUGAUUAGGAUUAACAUUAUCUAACAAAAUAUCAGGCCUGAAAUUCGCCGAUCUCCUUACUCUGCCAAAGCUCGCCAAACCAUCUCUUUUCGACAAAGACACCCAGGCCAUCUCACUCUCCAUCUCCGACAAAUCCAUUUUCGCCCCAUCCCCAACUAACAAGCAAACGGGUUUCCGUCGUGUUGAGCUUAUUAUGGCUAAGAACAACGGAACCGAUUCCAGUACCGUCGGCCAAAGAGUUAUCCACUUCAGUAUCCAGAAGGAUGAUACCAAGGCUUUCAACACCAGUCACGAGUACCAAUUGAUGUUCCUCGAAGACGCAAAGUUCAGCACCAACCAAGUCGCUGUCAAGACUGGUACUGUCGCCGGCCUCGAGAAGCUGAAGAACCCAGGACGAUCAGGAAGCGGGGCAGCUGGAGCACCCAAGGGUAAUGGCACUGAGAAGGCCGACCCAAAGAAGAAGGGGGAGGACCCAAAGAAGAAGGACGCAGAGGAUCCAGCAUGCUCCGGUAUGCCUCUCCCAGCGGGUACCAGAAAAGCCAAACGGGCUGUUGCAGAGAGACAAGCCAAAGCUGCUGUCGGAAACACCAUCAUCGUUCAAGGAAACGUCAACACGGAUAUCGGUGUCUUGUUCGAGACCGAGUUCACCGGUGGUGGAGUUUGGCACAACUUUGGUAUCGUCAUGGACUACGAGAAGAAGUAAGUUUUUCCCCUUUCUAUAAGGAUUUUAGCGAGCAAGUGACUAACAUGUCUACCCAGCACCACCGCUAUCCUCUACUCCACCGAUGCCAACCCCCUCAAGGAAGUCGUCAAGCCAACGAAGAACGAAAUCGCCGGUCAAGGUCAGCACCACUUCGGUAUGUUGAAGAAGCCUACCGGAGAGGGAUUGAAAGAUGUCACCAAGGAAGGAUUCCAACAAUCUCCAGUCAACGAGGCAAUCAUCUACGGAGGUAUCUUCAUUGAGGAUGGAGCUAAAGACUGCAUCUCAAAUGCUCCAUAGAUGGCUUGCAGUUGGAUUCCUGAUGUUUGAUAUGAUAAUGUAGCUUUCGACUUCUUGUUUUCUUUUAGGGCGGG